AUGGCCGCAUGUAACACGGAAACCGGGUUUGAUAAGGAAUCUUCGCCACCGGAUCGUGUGUUAAGUUUUUACACCAACUCCACCAUUUUUGUCACGGGUGGCACAGGGUUUCUCGGCAAGGUUUUGCUCGAAAAGAUCCUUCGCUGUUUGAACGUGCGGAAAGUGUUUCUAGCCAUUCGGUCCAAGGAUGGACGCAACCCAAACGAACGGUUGCAGGAUCUGCUUAAAGAUGUGAUAUUUGAUAGGUUGCGGAUGACGCACUCCAUUGAACAGCUGCUCGAACGUAUCGAAGCGGUAGAGAUUUCACUCGCAUCGGACAGUGGCGAAGGAUUAAUGUUGAACAGUACGAUCGAAGCUCGGUUGUUACAGGAAACGGAGCUGAUAAUCAAUGUGCUUGCGUCAGUCAAGUUCAACGAAAGUAUAAAAAAUGCCAUUGGUACGAAUGUAGGUGGUACGAGACGGAUACUGCAGCUGGCACGGCGUAUGCAGCGACUGAAGUCUAUUGUGCACGUGUCUACGCUUUAUUCGAACUGUGAUCGAACACACAUUGAGGAAAGGGUUUAUGGCGAUCCAUUACUAAAGCCCGACAGUGUGCUUCAGCUUUCGAAUACAUUAUCCGCGGACGAGAUGAGCCAGUUACAGCAUUGUCUGCUCGGUGAUCUACCCAACACGUACACGUUCAGCAAAAAGUGUGCCGAAUCACUAAUCCAGCAAGAAUUUUCCGACCUUCCGAUUGGCAUCUUCCGACCACCGAUAGUGCUUUCAACGUACCGGGAACCGAUCGCUGGCUGGACGGAUAAUCUGAACGGCCCGGCUGGUCUGUGCCUGUGGACGGUAAAGGGCUACGUGCGUGUAAUUCGUGGAAAUGGGCGCAAAAAAGCCAACCUAGUUCCGGUAGAUUACUGCGUGAACGCGCUGCUGGUGGCGUGCUUUGAUGUGGCCGAACGAUCGAUAGGUCGACGGCAGCAGCAACACCCGGAACCGUUAGCGUCCGUGAAGGCUUGGGAAUCGCAGCAAAUGGUCCCGGUGUACAACUACAUGUACGAGCAGGCGAACCUUACCUGGGGACGCUACAUGAGCUCGGUAUCGAUAGGAUUCGACGGAUGGAUCAAGCGUCUGUGCUGGCACCAUGCGUACGCGAUUGUAUCGAACAGGGCACUGUUUCGAGUGCUGUCCCUCUGCUGCCACACAGUUCCGGCCUGGCUGCUCGAUUUCGUACGCCGUCUGCAAGGAAAACGUCCACUCUACCGGCGAAUGAUAUCCAAGACGAACCGAUUCCUAGAAACGAUGGCAUACUUUGGACUGCGUGAGUGGCACAUUGCAAACGAAAACGUGGUCCGUUUGCGGACGCUACUUACGCCCACCGAAGCGUCAAUGCUCGAAUUCGAUUUGUCCACCGUCGACUGGGACGAGUACUUCCAGUCGUACAUUCCCGGCAUACGGCGCUACUUCCUUGCCGAGCCCGGGCUCAAGGAACGGACGGCCGAUAAAUCGCGGACAAAAAGCAUCGAAUGGCAUCGAAGGGUACAGUUUCUUUAUCAACUGGCGUGCAAGCUGAUAUGGGUUUACGUCUGCCUUAAGCUGGGCCACCGGCUGUACGUGGUACGCAAUUUAUUUUCGAUUUUGAUCUCUUAAAGAUUUGUCACA
Molecule: messenger RNA, 1647 nt
Organism: Anopheles maculipalpis
Lineage: Eukaryota; Metazoa; Arthropoda; Insecta; Diptera; Culicidae
Product: fatty acyl-CoA reductase wat-like
Exons: 7
Coding region: 1-1635 (544 amino acids)
Biological process (GO): long-chain fatty-acyl-CoA metabolic process
Cellular component (GO): peroxisome
Molecular function (GO): alcohol-forming very long-chain fatty acyl-CoA reductase (NADP+) activity
Source: RefSeq, a predicted model, not a curated record